This is a messenger RNA of Psilocybe cubensis, 2733 nucleotides long. RefSeq lists its product as uncharacterized. Lineage: Eukaryota; Fungi; Basidiomycota; Agaricomycetes; Agaricales; Agrocybaceae. Gene Ontology annotation, cellular component: COG complex. Gene Ontology annotation, biological process: retrograde vesicle-mediated transport, Golgi to endoplasmic reticulum; intracellular protein transport; Golgi organization. The transcript has a single exon. The record is from RefSeq and is a predicted model, not a curated record. The coding region runs from base 1 to 2733 and encodes 910 amino acids.
AUGUUCAAUGUGUGUACACGCCAAGUCUCAGAUUAUACGUGCUGUCCCGGGUCCGCCAUUCAGAUGACAAUCCCUACCCUUAACAACCAAGUGGUCGAAUCCCUAGAACAGUACGAAGAUGCCAUAUCAUGGAUAAAUGAUACCCUUUCCCCGCCUGAUUCAAAUUUGGAAGACAAUCUCGUUGACCUUAAUGCACUCGAUCACGAAAUAACCCAACUGCUCACUGCACUCGAUAUCGCAGCCGAGGAUACAUCAGCACGACUUGAACGAAUCAUUGACGACGUGUCUAGAGGCAUACCACGCCUUGCCUAUGAUUUACAUUUCAUGAAAGAUGGUGCUUCAACACUCCGGAAUGCGCUGGUCGGCGUUUUGCAGCGAUCUCGCGAUGCUGUUCCAAAGGAAACGAAUGCAGCCUUGGACAAUCUUCACCAUCUUGAUACAAUUAAAGGGCGAAUGGAGGCUUCCAGAGAAGUUCUAAGGGAAGCUGAAAGUUGGAGCACUCUGGAACAUGAAGUUACUUCCCUCAUCGUCGAAAAGAGUUAUGCAAAAGCUGCAGACAGGUUGUCGGAGGCUAAUAAGAGCAUGGUUGUGUUCCAAAAUACGCCAGAAUAUGAUCCCCGACGAACACUUAUGGUUAACCUUCAAAACCAGUUGGAGGCAGCUUUGAGUACGGCACUGGUUUCCGCUAUCAAUUCUCAAGAUUUAGCUGCGUGUAGAGACUACUAUUCAAUAUUUUCAACCAUUCAACGUGAACCCGAAUUUCGCAACUACUACUACGCAUCUAGAAGAUCUUCGAUAAUUUCUUUAUGGCAAAACACGCCCCUAAUCGAUUGCGAACCCGUUAUUACUGUUUCAGACAAUGCCCCCGCGUAUGGCUUCGCAGACUUCCUCGCGAAAUUUUACGCCCAGUUCAUUUCUGUUCUGAAUAUGGAAAGGUCUUCGAUCUCGUCCAUUUUUCCAGACCCGUCUACCACUAUUUCCCAGUUCAUAUCCUCCACUAUGACGUCUUUGCAGCCAACUGUCACCCAACGGCUCACCUCAUACUCCUCUUAUCAUGGGGAAUCGGCCCUGAUACAUCUCAUAUCUGCUUUACGUGUAACGGAGGAAUUUGCCGCUGGUGUAGACAAGAUAAUGGAAAAGAUUAAAUAUGCUGCAUCCACUCCAUUGUCUCCUCUACAGCCUGGAGUUACCUCGGACAAGGCCAAAAUCCAUCGACGUCGCUCCAGCCGAAUGUCAAUCUCUUUACGACCUGGUCAACAUCGGACGUCAUCAAGCAUCAUGGGUAAUGACAAGGCUGUUAGUGAUUCUGUGGAAAGCAUGGAAUGGGAUCAAGAUUUGUUUCAGCCUUUCCUUGAUUUUCAGACCGAUUAUGGGUCUUUAGAACGACGCUGUUUGGAGAAUAGCCUCUUUGAAAUUAUCUCGAAUGACACACGUGAAAAGCUUCAGGCCUCAGAUCGACCCCGAUUGUUCAGGGAACGAGCAAUCGACAUAUUUGGGAUCGCAGAGAACAGUAUGGUCAGGUGUAACUCAUUCACAUAUGGCUAUGGUUCAGUUGGUUUAGUGAAUGCUUUGGAUGGAUUUUUCCAGUCAUUCUUUGACACAUGGACAGCAGAUAUCCGCACGGAUUCCUUUGGUUCUUCACAAAUCGCCAAAACUUCCCUAACUGAGACCGAUUUCUCAGAUCUGGACUACACCGCACAAGAUUGGGCUAACAUUCAGUUGUCACUUCAUCUGCUAUCCUCUGGGAGAACUGUGUUCGAUCGACUUUGCUCAUUUGAAGCAAGACUACGCGCAUACCUUAGCCAGGUCGCUGCUCGUUUUCGGUUAUCAUUAAAUGACCCUUCUAACUUCCUUGUCGCUGCUACUAAGGGCGAAAGCCAAUUACUGGAACAGUCUACACUCAACACUGCAGAGCUUCACAGUCUACUUACCAGUGUCGAGACUGACUGGACACCCCGAGAUACUCAAUUUUCUGCAUCCCAACGUCUCCAAACCCAAAAUGCGGUUCAUUUAGAGCCCUUGCUUGAAAGUGCCAGAAAAUCGUUAUCAGUUUUUGCGCAAGCAUGUCAAACUGUUACGAUAAAAACAAUUUUGUCCCCUCUGCAAAAUCACUUGUCUGGAUAUGCUUCUUCGUCGGUGUGGAUAUCACCCGCGGAUCCUACUCAAACGACGUCUAGCAACGACCUGCGAGUCCCCACAUUUUCUCUCUCUCACAGCGAGACUAUUCAAAGAGUCGCGGAAGGUCUUCUAAAUUUGCCUCGAUUAUUUGAAGUCUACGCUGACGACGACGCCCUGGCAUUUUCUUUGGAAACAUUGCCCUUUGUUGAUCCUGAGAUGCUUCAAACUCUCACAGAACAAACGAGCGAUACGAGUGGUCAACAGUCCCAUAGGCGGCGGCCUUCCUAUGUCAAGCCGAAUGCAAUGGAUGCUGAGAUUGUAUCUUCGGCUUGGCUCAUUUCCCUUGGGCACACCUUUUUAGAUCACCUUACUGCCGAAAUUCUGCCGUCUAUCCCUUCCCUCAGUGUCGCAGGGGCAGCUCAGCUGGCUUCCGAUCUCGAAUAUUUGUCUAAUAUCGUGCGCGCACUCAAUGUGGAGCACAACAACCUUGACAAAUGGAAGACACUUGUCAGCUUGGAUGCUAAUGAUGGCGCGAGAGCUCUCUCUGAAAGCUCUCCUGGCUCACCACUUGACCCUGUGCUCGAACGUGUCGCCAAAUUGCGCGGCUGGCGAUAG